AAAGAUUCCGGCAAAUUUCUGCUGCGACAAAGAAUACGACGACGACGUCCUGGACAAGACCGGGACCGGGACCGGGACCGGGAACGCGCCAAAGCGGUCCCGGCAGCGUCUUCCCGAAUUGGGUCCACUUGCACAGGACUGAGGCAGGCUCAGGAAGGAAGGAAAAACCGGCCAAGCGGAGGGCUGCCGUGGUGGCUUCUUUUCGCGGUCCAGUAUUUCAUGACGUUUGGGUUCGGGUCUGCCUUCCUUUGAGCUUCCCCUCCAGACUUCAACUGAGAUUAGGGUGCCAUUUUUUUUUUUUUUUUUUUUGGGGGGGGGGGGGGAAUAAUUCAAAGCAGGAAGGCGUUCCACCUGGCAGGUGUUUUGGCCUCCCCCGGAAGGAAGGAAGGCUUGCACAUCAAAGGGAGACGAUCUCGCGCUCAAGUUUUUGCUGUCAUCACCUCCAGUCGCCGGGACGCAGAUUACAAAAUGUCGGCGUGGCCUUGACUGGAUUUUUCCCUUCGUGACCUCCGUGACCUUCCUUCCUUGACCUCCAACAUGCAGGGAGGGGCUGCUGAAGAGUGGAGGUUAACACCCCCCCCCGCCAUCUCUCGCACGUAACCUUGAAAUGACCUUGGCCCGACGCGGCCCCACCUCUUUGUGCGGGACGCCAGGCAAGAAAGAGAAACGGUGGCAGAGCGUUCUUGGCUCUGUAACCAUGGUAACAUGCAACAUCACCACCAGAAGCGCCUUCCCUGCGGCAGCUUGAACCUGAUGGGGGGGGGGGGGGGGGGUCUUUUCACCUGACUCGAUUCAUCCAGAUGACACGGUCGGCCCCAGCUAAGCGCAUCGCUCGGCCGCAUCAGCCAAGUUUUUUUUUUUUUUUUUUUUUUGCGCUCUCAUCCGAGCCGGACGGAUGCCGCCGCUGAGCCCAGACCGUGAAGGCAGAGAGGAGGCGCGUGCGUUUUUUUUUUUUUUUUUUCCCUCCCCCGCCACCCGCCCGCUCCUCCCCCUCCCCUGUCAAAAGCUCCUCCUCCUCUGUCCGUCGCCGCAGCCGAGCCCGUUGACAUUUUGGUGCCGAACGUGAGCCGGAGGGCACCGGACUGCGCGUUUGCCACCCGCCGCCGGCCGCCUGCGGGAGCGCGAGCUGUUUUUCUUUCCCAGCCAAGGCUACUAUGAAGACGACUUUCGGCAAGCCGGAUCCAGGAAAGCGCCAGCAGUCUUUUUAACACGUUUGCGGUCCAGACCAUGUCCGACCAUCCCCGGUGAAACCCGCCCGACUUUCCCCGCGUCCUCUCGAGCCGGGGCGCCCCAGAAGCGCGCAGCGAUGGGUCCGCCGCGCGUGGCGGCGGCGGCGGCCUGCGAGCGCAGGGCUCGCCGGCGUCUGCGGAGAAAACUUCGGCCCGUGCGGAUCUUGGGCUUGGCGGCGAGCCUGCUGGCGGCGAGCGCUCUCUCCGUGUGCGCCCUGACGUGGAACCCGGCGGCUUCGGCCGAUCGGGCGGCCCCCCGGGAGAGCCGUUGGCAGCCCGCGCCCCGCCGGAUUCUGCUCUUCAGCCGGCAGCAGGAAGAAGCGGACGAGCCGGUCGCCAUGAAAUCCGGCGCGGAUGGCAACGAAAGCCAAGGGGCGUACCCGCCGGACCUGUUCGGCCUCCAGGAGAGGCGCCGGGGCGCCGUGGUCCUCCACAUGUUCGGCAUGAUCUACAUGUUCAUCGCCUUGGCCAUCGUGUGCGACGAGUUCUUCGUCCCGGCGCUCACGGUCAUCACCGAGAAGCUGACCAUCUCGGACGACGUGGCCGGCGCCACCUUCAUGGCGGCGGGCGGCUCGGCCCCCGAGCUCUUCACGUCCAUCAUCGGCGUCUUCAUCUCGCACAGCAACGUGGGCAUCGGCACCAUCGUGGGCUCGGCCGUCUUCAACAUCCUCUUUGUCAUCGGCAUGUGCGCCAUCUUCUCCAAGGAGAUCCUCAACCUGACGUGGUGGCCGCUCUUCCGCGACGUCUCCUUCUACAUCCUGGACCUCGUCCUGCUCAUCGUCUUCUUCCUCGACAACAUCAUCUCCGUGUGGGAAAGCGUCACGCUGCUGUCGGGGUACGCCGCCUACGUCGUCUUCAUGAAGUUCAACGGGACUGUGGAGGGCUUCGUCAAGAACUGCAUGAACAAGAACCGGGUGGUGGAGGUGGAGGUGCAACCCAAGGCGAGUCCGGCGACGCCCGAGGACGACGGCAAGUUGUCGGCCAGACCUCGACUCCAGCGGGGGGGCAGCUCGGCCUCCUUGCACAACAGCUUGAUGAGGAACAGCAUUUUCCAGCUCAUGAUUCACACCUUGGACCCGCUAAGCGAAGAAUUUGCAGACUCUGAGCUUGGGACUUAUGGGAAACUAAAAUAUUAUCACUCAAUGACCGAGGAAGGGAAAUUCCGAGAGAAAGCCUCCAUUCUUCACAAGAUCGCCAAAAAGAAAUGUCAAGUGGAGGACAGCGAGAAGGCCAACGGAGUCGCCAGCCGUUCAGAUCGGAACCUGCCAAACAGCUCCAGCGUGCAAGUGGAGGUGACCCCGCCCAUGAACGGCACCGCCGGCCAGGAGGGCGAAUCGGCCGAAGACGAGGAGGACGACGACCAGCCCCUGAGCCUGUCCUGGCCCGAGUCCGGUCGCAAGCGCUUCACCUACCUCUUCAUCAUGCCCGUCGUCCUGCCGCUCUGGUUGACGCUGCCCGACGUCAGGAAACCGUCGUCAAAGAAAUUCUUCCCCCUCACCUUCCUGGGUGCCAUCUGCUGGAUCGCAGCCUUCUCCUACUUGAUGGUGUGGUGGGCUCACCAGGUCGGGGAGACCGUCGGGAUUACAGAGGAGAUCAUGGGCCUGACCAUAUUGGCGGCCGGAACGUCCAUCCCCGACCUGAUCACCAGCGUGAUCGUGGCACGCAAAGGCCUGGGCGACAUGGCCGUGUCCAGCUCCGUCGGCUCCAACAUCUUUGACAUCACCGUCGGACUGCCGUUCCCGUGGCUGAUGUGGUCCCUGUUGAGCGGCCUGCAACCGGUGGCGGUGAGCUCCAACGGCCUCUUCUGCGCCAUCGUGCUGCUCUUCCUCAUGCUCCUCUUCGUCAUCAUCUCCAUCGCCGCCUGCAAGUGGCGCAUGAGCAAGCUGCUGGGCUUCAUCAUGUUCAUGCUCUACUUCGUCUUCCUGGUGGUCAGCGUCAUGCUGGAGGACCGCGUGCUCAUCUGUCCCGUGUCGGUCUGAGGCCCCCCCGCCCCCUCCCCUCCGGCGGCAAAUUCAGCCCGGCCGGCGUCGACGAGAGUGUGUCGAUUUUCAGUUAUUUCAGUAGCGGCGGGGACGUCGAAGCCUUUUAUGCAUGCCAGUAGUGCGCUCAGAUUGGGCUCAUCGGGACCGGCAAGAAGAAGGCGCAAGACGCCGUUUGCCGUCGCCCGAUUCCGCGCCGCCAUUUUCUUUUCCGUGAAAUAAUUAGCAGUAGCCUUAGACGUACCGGAGCGGGACAGUCCGCCUCCUCUGAUUGUAGAUAAGCCGACACGCUCGCACCCCUCGACACCCCCCCAAACAAAUAAAGAACUGGAUGGAAGUAAAAGCACGAGCACUCGGGCUGACCGCGCCUCUAUUAUGACGACGUGGAAAGAAUAUUUCAUUGAGCUUUGGGCUGCGUCCGGGAAGAAAAGCGACAAAAAAGACGCUCACCCGUGAAUCUUCUUCGCCUUCCACGUUGAAAGCAGGCGGACACCAAAACGUCCGUCCAACCUCCCCGGCGCGUUCCAUCACCCAAAGGUGCGUCGCCGACCACAGAAGCGCCGAAGCUCACCCUGUGAGAAUCAAGAGCAAUACGCCCGCCCUUGCCCCCGCCCCCGCCCGGGAUCUCCCCGAGUUCUUUUGACUUUUCUGCAUUCACCGACGACUAAUUUUGUCCUUUCAUUUCAGGGCGCUUCCCGCGCUGAGCAAAUGCCGCUGCCGACGUUUGUUCACGUAUUGGAAGCGCAAAAAAAAAAAAAAAAAAAUCGUCAGCCCCCCUCUCGCGUCUCGGGGUCCCCGAAGCGUCGACGUCGGAAGGACUUCCGAUGGACUCGGAGGAAGCCUUUUGCACUGCAAAUGUCUCCAUUUUCUCGGUGUCGGCGUAAUAUGGAUUUCAUGUGUACAUAUAGACAGACCCAAAUUAACCAUAUAAUCUAUGUACAACGCAUUUGUCUCCGUGUAAAGACAAAGUAUAUGAUGAAACAAAUAAAGCUGAUAUGCGACUCGACUGGAG
Messenger RNA from Syngnathoides biaculeatus (alligator pipefish), 4220 nucleotides. Its product is annotated as sodium/potassium/calcium exchanger 2-like. Gene Ontology annotation, biological process: long-term synaptic depression; long-term synaptic potentiation; intracellular calcium ion homeostasis. Bases 1307 to 3208 code for a protein of 633 amino acids. Gene Ontology annotation, cellular component: membrane. Gene Ontology annotation, molecular function: calcium channel activity; calcium, potassium:sodium antiporter activity. The transcript is spliced from 15 exons. NCBI's taxonomy places the organism in Eukaryota, Metazoa, Chordata, Actinopteri, Syngnathiformes, Syngnathidae. The record is from RefSeq and is a predicted model, not a curated record.